AUGUCUGAACUAGUUUCUUUAUGCUUGCUUAAGAUUGAAUUAGUAGCCGACGAAAGCACCAACCAUUCGACAGAUAUGUUGGAAUCGACGGAAUCCGCGCCUGCCACCGAUGACGCAGCUACUGGCGGAAGCGUAGUUGGCGAUGAAGUAGCUGGUGCGGUGUCGAACGAGCAUCCAAACAACCCAAAUCUACAGCGCGAGAUGCGAGGCCAACGGAAAGCAAAAAAAAUUAUCAUCGAAAGCUACCGAAAUCGGCUGUUAGAAGCAGAGCCAACGUCAGCCGACGAGUAUCGUGGCAUCUUGCCCAAAAGCUCGCGCGAACAGACUCCGAUGGAUGAGAUGCCGCCACCAGGAGCUACGGAGAAUCUGGGAGAAAUAAAAUUCUUUUCCGGCAAUCCAUUCGUUGAAGUUACGAAAGGCAUCUUACAUUUGUUCAAAAAGAACGAACGAACGGACAUUUCCGAAGAAGGCGUUUCGAAUACGCUAUGUCUUAUUGCCGUGCCGUCUUCAUUGAACUGCCAUGACAUUCUUAACUUUAUCGCGCCUUGCCAGAAGGAAAUCCAACAUGUCCGUAUAUUGCGCGAUAGUUCACCCAAUCAGUUCAUGGUGCUGCUUGAAUUUCGCUGCAUCAAAGAGACGAUCGAAUUUUAUAAAACAUUCAACGGUGCACCAUAUAAUAGCCUCGAACCAGAUACGCUCUGCCACGCCGUUUGGGUGUCCAGCGUUGAAUGGGGCCAUGAUUGCUGCGUGACUCCGCAAGGACAUACAGAGUUGCCGGCUUGUCCUGUGUGUCUGGAGCGAAUGGAUGAGAGUGUGGACGGCGUGCUAACGAUCCUGUGUAAUCACGUAUUUCAUGCAGGAUGCUUGAACAAAUGGAGCGAUUCGACGUGCCCCGUGUGUCGUUACGUGCAGACGCCGGAACUCUCCGAACAAUCCAUCUGCAUGGAGUGUGAAGGAACUGAAGCACUUUGGAUUUGUCUCAUUUGCGGCCACAUUGGAUGUGAUCGGUAUCAGGGAGGUCAUGCGGUGUCCCACUAUCGAACAACCAACCAUGCUUACGCCAUGCAACUCGGCACGAACAGAGUGUGGGACUAUGCAGGUGAUAAUUUCGUACACCGGUUGCUCCAAAGCAAAUCCGACGGGAAGCUUGUGGCGACGCAAUCACCAGGUGGAGACAACGGAGAGGAAAAAAUUGACUCUAUGCAGCUGGAGUUUACGUAUUUACUUGCAAAAAGACUCAAUGAACAGCGAGAAUACUUCGAGAAGCGUCUUUCACGUCAAGAGUCGAUUAUUGACGGAGAGCGGCAGAAACUACAGGAUGACUUUGAGCAAGUCAAACAGAAAACCGCAACAUUGGAGGUGAAAAUGCACGCACUUACGAAAGAGAAAAACGGUUUUGAAAAGAAAAUUGUGCAACUAACUUCGAAAUUAAGCACGGUCCUGAGCGAGCUAGCUGAAGAGAAACAAUUCGGUAAAACAUUACAAUCCAACCAAAUUACCUGGCAAAUGAAAAACGCCGCAUUGGAAAAGCAAUGUGCGGAAAAAGAGCAAGAAAUAGUAGAAUUAAAAGAGCAGGUACGUGACUUAAUGUUUUACAUGGAAGCGCAGAAUACAAUCGCCGGAUCGGAGCUUAAGAACGAGCUGGUCGAUGGGACGGUUGUACUUCCAGUAGAUGCUGUUGCUGCCGGUUCAUCCGCAUCAUCAAGUGGUAUGCUUUCCGCUGGCACGGCCAUUGGAAAAGGAGGGGCAAAGCGCCGCCAGCGAAGGAAGUAGAAUCUACUUAUGGUACAUUGUACGGGAGUAAGACAACAAAAUAUCUUCAUCUAUUACUAGCAGCGCACAGUUUUAGAUCAACAUUUCUCGAUACACCUAGAUUUAAAUGCUAAAAUUUUGAUAUUGUGAUAGAUUUUCUUCGUGUUUUCUUUAUUUUCUUUGCCAAGUUAUACAAAUAAAGUAACGCAAAGACUUGUGAUGAAAGCGCAGGAUAUUAGCUUUCAAUGUUAAA
This is a messenger RNA of Anopheles nili, 2005 nucleotides long. Its product is annotated as BRCA1-associated protein. Gene Ontology annotation, molecular function: zinc ion binding; ubiquitin protein ligase activity. Bases 1 to 1773 code for a protein of 590 amino acids. The record is from RefSeq and is a predicted model, not a curated record. Gene Ontology annotation, biological process: Ras protein signal transduction; protein ubiquitination. Gene Ontology annotation, cellular component: cytoplasm. The transcript has 4 exons. Lineage: Eukaryota; Metazoa; Arthropoda; Insecta; Diptera; Culicidae.